AUGAGUGAGAAUUCAGAUGAUGAAUUGCUGGCAUUAUUCACAUUAACUUCUUCGCUAAGCGAUAAAAUCAGCGAAUCGGAUGAUGCAAUAACCAAAAUUAACCAAAUAGUGAAAAGUCUAGUACUGGAACAAGAUUAUAAUCGAUUGAUUAAGGACAAACCAUCAUUUUAUUGUGAGACUAAAGACGACGACAACGACAACGACGACAAUGAGGAUGACGAUGAGGUGAUACAGCUAGAACAGCAGCGAUUGCAAUUGGCCAUGGAGCUACAGAAACAAGACUACAUAUCAGACAAAUUGCAAGAGUUGGUUAAAGAAAAUCAAGAGCUCUUGGAUAUCAUUAAAGAUUAUAUUUCAAAGUAA
Molecule: messenger RNA, 363 nt
Organism: Lodderomyces margitis
Lineage: Eukaryota; Fungi; Ascomycota; Pichiomycetes; Serinales; Debaryomycetaceae
Exons: 1
Coding region: 1-363 (120 amino acids)
Source: RefSeq, a predicted model, not a curated record